AUGGCAGACCCAGACCCGUCAUCGAUACCCGCCACCAAGCACGAUGCCACCGACAGCGAGGGCGGUUAUUUUACCGGCCUCGACGGCGCCCCCGACUCCCUCAACGACCAAGCCAUCACAGACACGCCGACUCUGGGUCCCACAACCCCGACCUCCAGCAGCCCGAAGCUUUCAAGGAACCCGUCCUUCUCGAAUAGCAGCUCAUAUCAGGAGGACUGGGAGGCUUUUCCACCCUUGGAUCGCCUAAGUGUUCUGGACAUCCUCGACAAUUUUGCUCUGCCGCAUCAACUUGAGAAGUUGCAAAGAGGGCUGUCAGCUCAGACUGAGAAGGUGCGCAAGUCGCGCGAUGCCCUCAAGAACAGGAGUCAGGUAGCGCGGGAGCGCAUGGUCGAAGAAUGGAGGAGGCGCGUCCCUCCUGCGGAAGAGCAGCUUGACCGCUACAAGAAGCGCAUGCGGACGAGCGUAGACAAGCUUGGCAAGCAGUGGAACGACACAAAGGUCAUCACGCUGCGUGAGAAGGUUUCGUUCAUUUGCGGUGUCCUGAAUAUCUUCAUCAGCGGCUACUUGAUCGGGGCCUACCCGGGAUACAUGCAUCUGUGGUACUCCGCCCAGACAAUGUACUUCAUGCCGAUCCGCUACUACACCUAUCACAAGCGAGGAUAUCACUAUUUCCUGGCCGACCUCUGCUACUUUGUUAACCUGCUUCUGAUGUUAAGCGUGUGGGCUUUCCCGGGCUCAAAACGACUCUUCGUCGCAACGUACUGCCUGGCUUUCGGAAACAACGCAGUGGCAAUCAUAAUGUGGAGGAACUCGCUCGUCUUCCACAGCUUCGACAAGGUCACCUCGCUCUUCAUACAUAUCAUGCCAUGCGCCACUCUGCACUGCAUGGUCCAUCUCUGUUCCCCGGAACUACAGCUCCAGCGGUUUCCCGCUGUCUACACAGUCAAGCACUCCCCGCCCGGCUCCCCGACGGCUUACGCGAACGUUAUUUCCAUGCUUGCCUGGAGCACUAUUCCGUACGCCAUAUGGCAGCUGGCCUACUACUUCCUGAUCACUGUUCGACGCCGAGAGAAGAUCCUGGCUGGGCGCCCCACAUCCUUCACCUGGCUACGCAAAUCCUAUUCCAAGGCCUGGAUCGGAAGGAUUGUCCUCUCACUCCCCGAAAGCCUUCAAGAGAUGGCAUUCAUGCUGAUUCAAUACUCGUACGCCGUGUUGACUAUGAUUCCCUGCCCGAUCUGGUUCUAUAGCCGAUGGGCUUCGGCAGGCUUCCUGAUGGUGGUUUUCAUAUGGAGCGUCUACAACGGCGCGACGUACUACAUUGACGUGUUCGGCAAGCGAUUUCAGAAGGAGUUAGAGUCACUAAAGGCGGAGGUCGCAAGGUUACAUGUCGGUCCGGAUGGCUAUACCAGUCCACUAAUGACGCCGCAAGCGGACGGGGCGGGAGUUUCAGGAGAUUCGACCCACAAGGAAGCGAAUGAGAACAUCCACGCCGAGGCGGUGGGCAACAUCGACAGCAUCCCGCUUCUUAACGAGGAGCGCGAAGUGAAGCGAGCCAGUGCCAGUGGGGUGGAAAUCGACGGAGGAGCCAAGGACGUGGCAAGGGAGAGGAAGGCUGGGGAGGCAAGCUCAUGA
Diaporthe amygdali is the source of this 1632-nucleotide messenger RNA. Its product is annotated as f-box protein. The coding region runs from base 1 to 1632 and encodes 543 amino acids. Lineage: Eukaryota; Fungi; Ascomycota; Sordariomycetes; Diaporthales; Diaporthaceae. Gene Ontology annotation, biological process: phosphatidylcholine biosynthetic process. The record is from RefSeq and is a predicted model, not a curated record. The transcript has a single exon.